AUUGAAAGAGAGGAGUCUGCUACUUCAAGGUCGCCGCCUCCGAGAACAGAUUAUGAUCGAUAGCCCUUUUAGUGAAAUCCCAUUACGUCUAACAGUAGCUUACAAUGGCAUUCGUCAGAAUAAUAUUACCAGUUGUAGUUUUUCGAAAUGUGGUCGAUUCUUCUCGUUUGUUGAUGAACCAAGAAUUGUUUUGUGUUAUUGUGUGAAUGAUCUUCUUUCCACUUGUUUAGAUGAAAAUAACUUUAAACCAACCCUUUCUCCUCACUGUCGUACUUCAAGUUUACUGUCAGAUGAGGUGGGCAACAACACUGAAUUGUACAGUUCAAACGAAAACUCUACAAAUACUAAUUGGAAGGCAUUGACUUCAGAAUUGCUGAAUGGUGAUUCAUUACCAAUAUAUAUAAAGCCGAUAUUUCGAAUAAAGGCCAAUGGAGAUGUAAUUUGUAUGACUUUUGCUGUCGGAGAUAGUUCUUUCUGUCGACUACCACAUCGUGCUAAUAAACGCAGAUCAUCUGUUGUUCGUGAUUCUCAAGUCUCUCUAUUGCUAUUGGGUUUAGCCUCUGGAGUUAUCGAAGUUUAUAACGUAUACGGAUUAAUAUCGAGUUCACCACAUGUCCCCAAACACGUUCUCACUGAUGAUUGUACUCUUGUAUAUCACCUCUCAGCAUCAGCUGAUGGAAGUCUUCGCGUGGGUUCUGUACAUCAUGGUGGUGAAGUAAGACUAUGGGAUUUAUGGGAUGAUGGUAAUAUGUAUGGAAAAUUACGACAUAAAUUCACUAUUCCAACAAACUCAAUUAUAAAUCAGUCGUCUAGUGAAAUUCAAGGUGAAGCAUGCACUUUUGCUUGGCAUCCACUUGGAAAGCAUAUAUUCUUGGCUGGUGAACGUGGUCACGGUGUUGUGCUUGAAGCAGAGUCUCCUUUUUCUCGAAUUGCUUAUAUUAGGUCUGGUCACUAUCAUAGAAUAUCUGUUGCCAAUUAUUCUAAAGAUGGGAGUUUAUUGAUUACUGCCUCCUAUGAUUCUUGUUGUGCUGUGUGGUCGGUUCCUGAAUAUCAAUGCUUACAUCGUUACUGGCAUAUGGGCCGUGAGCCUAGUAUUCCUCUUCGCGGAGGAUCAAAUGGUCAUCAUAUUUACGAUUUAGCUAUUUCUCCAGACGAUUUCUGUUUUGUAACAAUCUGUGAAGAUAGAUGCCUUCGUCUAUGGCCAUUAGCUCCUAUGAACUCUCCAUUGAAGAUAUAUUUUGAGCUUGCACUUCAGGCAAACUCUGGUUUCAAAUUUCGAAGUAUAGCCUUCAGUCCAUGCGGUCGUUUAGUUGCUGUUACGUGAGUGUUUUAAUCCUACUAUUUAUGUGAUGAUGCUUGUAAUGGUCAUAGUUUUAAGCUUUACUUCAAUUAUUUAGUAGUAUCCAGGUGACUACACCAUUUUGUGGUGUUUUGACAUGGAAUUGUGAAGUAAUUUCCGGGCUACUUUAAAGACCACCCUCACAACUGAUAUAUGAGUCAGGAUCUUGCUAAAAGCCAUAAGAAGACAUCCAGUAGUUGAACAGGCGUAUUAGUCACACAUUCCUCUAAAGCCGACUCAACAGUUUUUGACAUAAGCACAUUGUAUUUAUUAAAGUGUAAGGUUGUUCAGUAGUCAAAUAUACAAGACGUAAUAGAAUUAGAUUGACUCAUUCAAUAAUUUGAUGGUGGAUGAGCCACUUUCAAGACCAUCUUAACAAAUGCGGAGACAACUAAUCAUGUUUCUUCAUUUUAAAAACAACUACAUUCUGAGUCAAAAUACUGAAACCUGAUUGGUUAUUUCAUCAGUUGCCAGGGUGGCCUUUAAAGUCACUCCAAAAAUGAGGGGUUGGUUUCAAAAACGACCAAGCAAGUUCUAAAAUGACUAAUCACGCUCUUGUAAUUUUAUAGAAAAAAACUAUUUCUUAGACUGAAAUGGAGGAACGUAAAUAGUUAUUCCUAUAGUUGCUAGGGUGGACAUUACAGUCAUUCCUAAAGACAAUUUGCCGAUGUAUGUAGAAAUAGUAUCCGAAUAAUUACAAAUGGGUUUCAAGGUCACCCUAGUUGCUACGGCAAUAACGAAUCAGAUUUUGGCAUAUCGACUAGGUGGUUAGUUUUUAUAAAGUAAAGAAACGUAAUUGACUAUCUCAGUAGUUGUUAGGGUAACCCCUUAAAGUCAGUAAAUAAUCACUAACCCUUUUAGAAGAGGCUUUAAAUGCUUUAAAUGAUCAACUAGGCUCUUGAUUUCAUGCAAAAACUACCUUCUGAGGUGGAUUUCUGUUUUAAAGUGAAUGUAAAAAGAAUCCAAGUUUUCGAAUACAGGUGACUUCGUAGCAUUGCUCACGCAUGGUGGAAUCACCAGGUGUGCAAUAUAGAGGGAGGCUAGACGAAAGGUAUUGGUCAAGACAGGCAAAUCGAUUGAUAAGGUUGUGAAUGUUUACCAACUUAGGUGGUUUGAAAAUGUGCUGCGCUUGUUGAGCCACCGUCUACCUCUACGUGUAAUGCUAAUGGAAGCUGGACUAGAUUGGAAGGGAGUUCAUGGUGACUUGUCAACAGUCUAGAAAGUCUCUGAUUGUUGGUCUGAACUGUGAGACGAGUUGUAGACUGCCUGCUUGGGGUCAUCUGAAAACAGAGGUCGGGCAAUUCGAUCCUGUAUAGCAACAGGAAAUCGCAAGUAUCAUUGCAACGACUGAAACCCUUUGCAAAAGAGAUGGCGAUCGGGCCCCAGUGGCUUAGUGGAUAACUCUCUGGCGUUUGAAGCGAAGGGUACUGUGUUCCAGCCUCGAUGGGAGCAAUAUCACUCACUGAGGUGCAGGUAAAUCCAGUCGACGAGUUUCGAAUAGGACGAAACGCGCAUCUUGGAGUCCAUCUGCCAACAUCAGAGGUUAAUCAAUUUGGCCCCGUAUAGCAACGGGAAACUAAAAGUAUCAUUACUACAAUUAAACAACGUAGUUUAGAGAAUACAACACAACCAAGAUUUAUCCGUCCACCUGAGCUACAAAUACUUUUCAUCAUUUCAAUAUAUAAUCAUUGUGUACUGUGAAGUGGUACAGCUGUGCAGUAGGUGUGGUAUAUCUUUUACGAAAAUCUUCUUUUAUAGAUAUUGGUUCAUUGGAAACACAAAAGUGUUUGAUUCCAUUUCAUGCACUUAUGGAUUGUUGAUUAGUGCCUAACUUGUUCAAAAAUUUGUUAUCAAGCCUAUCCGGCAGUAACAAAUUGCUGUUUUUACUUGUCUGCACUGGUCUGCAACUAGUCCCAGAUUAAUAGUAGGGAGUGAAGUGGUGGGAUGUGUCGACCACUUACUUGGAGAGUUGUAUCAGCCGGAACGGACUGGUUACUGAUGUAAUCUCUGGUCGAAAAGAGAAGGACCGCCUAGGGUUUCCCAACUUGCGUCACUUGUGGCGUCGGUGAGAUAUUGUCCUAUCAAUCAAAGGGCGCGUAUACUGUGCUACAGUCCAUUCUGUCCUGUUAUAUGGCUGUGAGACAUGGCUGUUAAAAGUAAGAGAUGUAAAGCUGUUAUAGGUUUUCGAUCACAGUUGUCUUCAUAUUAUUGCUCGAGCCGGGUGGAAUCAGUGUGUGAGAAAUGCUGGCGAAAGGUACUAGGCAAUUCGAUUGAUGAGGUUGUGAACCUUAGUCGACUGAGAUGACUCGCUUGGACAUGUGUUGUGCAUGCCGAGCUAAACAAAGACGUGACACCAGUCGGUGAAGGCGCUGACUGUCGGUCGUUUAAAGCUUGAACACUUACACUAACCGCUGUCUUCAGUUUGUUUAUUCUCUCGCACAACUUUGCCUGGUCUAAUAUCACUCUUUUCCUACUAAAUGUGGUAACUUGAGGCGAUGCGCCUGUCUGCGAGGUUCUACGUUGAUUCUAUCUGUCUAUCUAUAGAUACUGUAUUGUUGCGUUAAAGUAUUUCUACCAAGAAGAAAGGUAAGCCAAAGCGUAAAGUUACCGGAAAGAUAUGCUGAAUAAAUCACAUUAUUUACCAGUGAGAACACAUCAGAGGAAUGAGGAAAUGGCCUAUCGGAUGAGGGGUAGUUUCAAGGAGUUUUGACUGAGUAUGAUAACUAUACAUUGAACAUAGUUUGCUUCGUCCUUCAAAGCCUAUGCGAUUGGAUGGUAACACUUCUUCCUUUUUACCAGGAACAUCAUGCCACACUACUCAAAUGUUUUCUUUUAAGUAGCAAACACCACAGUAUGACAGGCAUCUCAUGUUCGUUUUUACAGCAUUUUGUUUAAUUUGUUCUUGUUUACUAGUGGUGAUGUAUUGACUUUUCUUUGUAAUUUUAGAUAAUCUGUGUUUUUUUUCUUAAUUGUCCCUGGUAUACGCUAGAUUAACUUCUCUUCAUGAUGUUUAUGUUUACCUACCCCCUCCUCUUUUUAUAUAUAGUACCAAUGACCAUAGAGUGCUGUUGUUUACAACACCAUCGGAAUUAACUCGACUGAGUACACAGUGUUUUCAUACAAUUCGAAAAAGUGUUCUUCAAAGGCUGUUAGAAGACUUUUCUAAUCAGUAUGAAAAAUAUCAGCGCAGUAGUAUUGCAGUGAAUACUACUACUAAUAGUAAUAGUAAUAAUGGUGGUAAUUAUUGUACAGUAUUCCAAAGUUACAUUUCUCAACUACAUCUGCCUUUCCCGGUUAAGAAAACAGUUUUGAGAAAUUUUAUAAAUUAGCACGAAUACGUAUUUCUGACUACUGUAUGUGUUUCUAUGUCUUUUGCCAGCCCACUUUGUGUAUGCUGCUCCCUGUAUCAUUCUAUCGUGACUUCAAGAUUUUUUAUUCCACUGUAAUUUCGUUUUUGAUUUUUUCGCCUCUCUCAUAUGUGUAAACAUGUGUUAUGUUCGUGUUAUAACCCAUGUCGCCAUUUGUUAUAUCAAGUAGUCACUGACAAGGAUAAUAACAAGUGGUGACGGGUUCACAACAGUUUAUAGUAACAAAAGGAUGAAUUUUACAGCUUAGCAGUUUUUCGAGGAAACAGCAUACCUACCACUCCUGUUUAACGUUACUUACUAAUCGAUUCUGUCUAUUUUAUCUGCUUAAUAAAUGUAUAUAGUAUCUGUGAUAGGUUAUCGUUUUGCAGUAGAAGUAGUCAGUUGUAAAAGGCGGUAGAAGUGAUGACUUUCCUUCUUUGUAAAUCCAGUGAAGUAAAUCAUGACGAAACUGACACAUUGAUAUCACCAUAAAUUAAUCUGUCUUUCUUCUCUUUAUUUGUUUUUAUUCAUUACCUGUACAAUUGAUCAUAUUCAGUUAGUGUACAUGUAUAUUGACUGAAAUGAAUUCAUGAAAUAAAUUAUCAUUAGUCAGU
Messenger RNA from Heterobilharzia americana, 5300 nucleotides. The record is from the annotation of a GenBank genome assembly. Lineage: Eukaryota; Metazoa; Platyhelminthes; Trematoda; Strigeidida; Schistosomatidae.